Messenger RNA from Suncus etruscus (white-toothed pygmy shrew), 2278 nucleotides. RefSeq names its product sorting nexin 18 (gene SNX18). Gene Ontology annotation, biological process: endocytosis; protein transport; mitotic cell cycle. The transcript is spliced from 2 exons. NCBI's taxonomy places the organism in Eukaryota, Metazoa, Chordata, Mammalia, Eulipotyphla, Soricidae. Gene Ontology annotation, cellular component: plasma membrane; cytoplasmic vesicle. Bases 1 to 1872 code for a protein of 623 amino acids. The record is from RefSeq and is a predicted model, not a curated record. Gene Ontology annotation, molecular function: protein binding; phosphatidylinositol binding.
AUGGCGUUGCGCGCCCGGGCGCUGUACGACUUCAGGUCGGAGAACCCGGGCGAGAUCUCGCUGCGGGAGCACGAGGUGCUGAGCCUGUGCAGCGACCAGGACAUCGAGGGCUGGCUGGAGGGCGUCAACAGCCGCGGCGACCGCGGCCUCUUCCCGGCCUCUUACGUGCAGGUGAUCCGCGCCCCGGAGCCCGGCCCGGCGGCGGCCGACGCCGGGGGCCCUGCCGGCCCGGCCCGCUACGCCAACGUGCCGCCCGGGGGCUUCGAGCCUCUGCCCGCCGCGCCCCCCGCCUCCUUCCCGCCGCCGCCGGACGCCUUCCAGCAGCUGCUGCACCCGCAGCAACAUCAGCAGCAGCAGCAGCAGCAGCAGCAGCAGCAGCAGCAGCAGCAGCAGCAGCAGCAGGCGUCGCCCCUGGGCGCCGGCUUCCCGUACGGCGGGGCCGCCUUGCAGCCGUCCCCGCAGCCGCUCUACGGGGUCGGCGGCUACCAGGCCAGCCAGGGCAGCGACGACGACUGGGAUGACGAGUGGGACGACAGCUCCACCGUGGCCGACGAGCCCGGCGCGCUGGGCAGCGGCGCCUACCCGGACCUCGACGGCUCGUCGUCCGGCGCCCGCUACCGCCUGUCCACGCGCUCCGACCUGUCGCUGGGCUCGCGGGGCAGCUCGGCGCCGCCCGCGGCCGCGCACCACCCGCAGCACUCCGGGGGCGCCAAGAGCUCGGCCACCGUGAGCCGCAACCUCAACCGCUUCUCCACCUUCGUCAAGUCGGGCGGGGAGGCCUUCGUGCUGGGCGAGGCGUCGGGCUUCGUGAAGGACGGCGACAAGCUGUGCGUGGUGCUGGGCCCCUACGGGCCCGAGUGGCAGGAGAACCCGUACCCGUUCCAGUGCACCAUCGACGACCCCACCAAGCAGACCAAGUUCAAGGGCAUGAAGAGCUACAUCUCCUACAAGCUGGUGCCCACGCACACGCAGGUGCCCGUGCACCGGCGCUACAAGCACUUCGACUGGCUGUACGCGCGCCUGGCCGAGAAGUUCCCCGUCAUCUCCGUGCCCCACCUGCCCGAGAAGCAGGCCACGGGCCGCUUCGAGGAGGACUUCAUCUCCAAGCGCCGCAAGGGCCUCGUCUGGUGGAUGAACCACAUGGCCAGCCACCCGGUGCUGGCGCAGUGCGACGCCUUCCAGCACUUCCUCACCUGCCCCAGCGGCACCGACGAGAAGGCCUGGAAGCAGGGCAAGCGCAAGGCCGAGAAGGACGAGAUGGUGGGCGCCAACUUCUUCCUGACGCUCAGCACGCCGCCGGCCGCCGCCCUGGACCUGCAGGAGGUGGAGAGCAAGAUCGACGGCUUCAAGAGCUUCACCAAGAAGAUGGACGACAGCGCCCUGCAGCUCAACCACACGGCCAACGAGUUCGCCCGCAAGCAGGUGACGGGCUUCAAGAAGGAGUACCAGAAGGUGGGCCAGUCUUUUCGGGGCCUCAGCCAGGCCUUCGAGCUGGACCAACAGGCCUUCUCGGCCGGCCUCAACCAGGCCAUCGCCUUCACCGGAGAUGCCUACGAUGCCAUCGGCGAGCUCUUCGCCGAGCAGCCCAGGCAGGACCUGGACCCCGUCAUGGACCUGUUGGCGCUGUAUCAGGGCCACCUGGCCAACUUCCCCGACAUCAUCCACGUUCAGAAAGGAGCUCUUACCAAAGUAAAGGAGAGUAGGCGACACGUGGAAGAAGGGAAGAUGGAGGUUCAAAAGGCUGAUGGCAUUCAAGAUCGCACUGUAACACUAUUUCUUUUGCCCACGUUGGCUGAAAUUCACCACUUCCAUCAAAUUCGAGUAAGAGACUUUAAAUCACCAGACUGCAGCAUUUCUUUCAACAACAGAUAAUAUUUUUUCCAAAAAAGUGACCCAGAAGUUGAAGAAGCUCUUCACAAAUAUGACAGUGUUUAAUGACUAGACAUUGGAUCGUGCACUUUUUUUUUCAGUUCCUGGAUAAUUUCUCCAGCAGAAUACAGACUGCUAUCAAAGAGCUAUUGCCAACUAUCAGUGGGUGGUACAAGGAUGGUUUUGUGUUCAACUGAAACUCUGUGCUGAAUAUAUAAUUAUGUAGGAAAGAAACAGUUAAUAUGGUUAUGUAAUAGAAACAGUACCACACAUUGUAACUAAAUUAUACUAAUGUAUGCCUACACUACAUUGUAACCUUUUGGAAUAAUGAGUUUACUAUUUGCCUUAUUGCUUUUUUGAAGUAUGGGUAUUUAGUGCAUACUUUGUAGACCUCAAAAACCCUUAAAGG